AUGGGUUUCAGCAAUCAUGUUCAGAUUAUUCCAUCUUCACCUUUCGUCGAGAUAGGGUGCAUGUGCUUGUUCUUGUGCAUUGAAGUAGCGCGAAACUCAACAGGAAUUUUUCUGUCUCAACGUAAGUAUGCUUUAGAUAUUAUCUAUAAAGUUGGAUUACUUGGUGCAAAACCUGCUCCUGUUCCUCUGGAGCAGAAUCACAAUCUCGCCUUGACAGAUGGGCCUCUCUUAUCUGAUCCUAAGCGAUACAAGCGCUUGGUGGGCAGGCUUAUUUAUCUCUCAGCAACCCAUCCAAAGUUGUCUUAUUGUGUGCAUGUUCUGUCACAAUUCAUGCAGCAACCGCAAGAAAGACAUUGGGAUGUUGCAUUGCGGGUGAUGCGCUACUUGAAAGGAAAUCCUGGUCAAGGAAUUCUCUUGCGUUCAGAUUGUGAUUUACAGUUAUAUGCAUGGUGUGAUUCAGACUAG
This is a messenger RNA of Nelumbo nucifera (sacred lotus), 465 nucleotides long. Lineage: Eukaryota; Viridiplantae; Streptophyta; Magnoliopsida; Proteales; Nelumbonaceae. The record is from RefSeq and is a predicted model, not a curated record.